GAAAAUGGCAGUGCUGGGCCCUGGGGAGCGCUGGACUGAAGCAUUAAUUGAUGAACUCAGAAGAAAUCCAUAUACGUCAGCAGAAACAAGAGAGGACUUUGACUGUUGUUGCUGUAGUGACUGUCUGAGGAUGAAGGACGAUGUGUGCGACUGUGGGAGGAGUCAGUCACUUUCUGGAGAAGGAAGCAUGACCUACACAAAAGAGCAACUGCUUGGGGUGCAAAAAAUAAAGAGGUGUAAGAAUUAUUAUGAAAUUCUAGGCGUUGAGAGAGAUGCCACAGACGAGGAACUGAAGAAAGCGUACCGAAAAUUAGCUCUUAAAUUUCACCCUGACAAGAAUUGUGCUCCAGGAGCAACAGAAGCAUUUAAAGCAAUAGGCACAGCUUUUGCGGUUCUGAGCAACCCUGAAAAAAGAUUACAGUACGAUCGGUUUGGGGAUGAACAUGAACCCUUGUAUGGGAAUGAACACGGGCCUUCGUAUAGCAACCUGCACAAGCACUACAACUAUUACAGGGAGUUUGAAACAGACAUCACACCGGAAGAAAUAUUUAAUAUGUUCUUUGGCGGCAACUUCCCAACAGGAAAUGUGCACAUGUUUACAAAUGUGUCAGCAGAUCCUCCCUGUUAUCAAUCUCGGACAAGAAAUGAGAGGACAUGGACACACGAGGAAGAGGAGGAAGAAAACCGGCCACAGAAUACAUAUUCGGCAUUCAUUCAGUUACUGCCAGUAUUUAUUAUAAUCAUUGUGUCAAUAGUAACUCAACUGAUGGCUACUAAUCCGCCCUACAGUCUUUUCUUCAAAUCGAAUCUAGGACACACUGUUGUUAGAGAAACACAGAAUCUACAGGUGCCUUACUAUGUUGACAAAAACUUUGAAAAUAACUAUAAAGGUGAAGAUCUCGAAGAGCUUGAAAAACACAUUGAAAAAGAAUAUAUUGACUAUGUCCAGACAAGCUGCAGGAAAGAGAAACAGCAAAAAUCUGAGUUGUCUAAUUUAGCAAAGUUAUACCGAGAUGAGCGACUGAAACAAAAGGCAGAAUCCAUAAAACUUGAAAACUGUGAAAAGCUCUCCAAUAUCAUAGAACUACAAAGGAGUCGCUGACGAACAAGAGAACGGCAGCUCUGCCAAGUCAUGGAUGCUGUCUAUGGAAAGUUUCAGCUUGGUUCUUUUCUUGUUUGUUUGUUUCCUUUUUGUAACCAAGGAGGAGGAAAGCAUAAUAUCAGGACUUAGCACUUGAUACCUUUACCACGUACGCAGAACUGUGUGAACUGUGCCAUAUAGGCAACGAUUGCUGAAAUAUAUACAGGAGGUUUGGUUCCGAGGGAAACUGAAUUACAUUUAGCAGCAAUCGUCGUUUGAUCAUUUCAGCCAUUCAGCUACUGACCAGGUACUUCCCAGGAGCAAUGGCCACUGUGCUUGCUGUUUUUGCCACUCCAUACUAGAUCAGUAAC
Messenger RNA from Eublepharis macularius, 1452 nucleotides. It is a transcript of the gene DNAJC18, whose product is annotated as DnaJ heat shock protein family (Hsp40) member C18. Gene Ontology annotation, cellular component: endoplasmic reticulum membrane. Gene Ontology annotation, molecular function: Hsp70 protein binding. Gene Ontology annotation, biological process: cellular response to misfolded protein. The transcript is spliced from 8 exons. Bases 5 to 1102 code for a protein of 365 amino acids. Lineage: Eukaryota; Metazoa; Chordata; Lepidosauria; Squamata; Eublepharidae. The record is from RefSeq and is a predicted model, not a curated record.